UGAGGAGAUUCGCAUGCUCACGCUGCUCCCUGUCGAGGCCAUUUUGCAUUUUCGGACUCGGUUCCUAUCGCACAGCACCGACGAUGCGAUGAGCAAGGACGCCUUCUUGUCGAUUCCAGUCGUCGCGAUCAAUCCGCUGCGUGAGCGCCUCUGGAGUCUCUUUGAGCUCACACCAACGGGCGAUGUCGCGUUUCCAGCCUUUGUGGCCGUGAUGGCCGUCUUUACGUACCACAGCUCCAAGGAUGCCAAGCUGCGAGCCUCGUUCAAGCUCCAUGAUUUCGAUGGCGACGGUCGCAUCUCCAAGGCCGACUUGCUCGCGUACUUGUGUCUUGUCGCCGACUCGGGCGACAAGACCGACGAGACGGAAAAGGACCUCGACAUGGUGGUCACGCGCACGAUGGAAGAGGUGUCGAGCGACGGGACGGCCGAGUUUCUAAGCUUUGACGACUUUGCAAGGGUGGUCAACUAG
This is a messenger RNA of Saprolegnia parasitica CBS 223.65, 469 nucleotides long. RefSeq lists its product as hypothetical. The transcript is spliced from 7 exons. The coding region runs from base 14 to 469 and encodes 151 amino acids. Gene Ontology annotation, molecular function: calcium ion binding. The record is from RefSeq and is a predicted model, not a curated record. Lineage: Eukaryota; Oomycota; Saprolegniomycetes; Saprolegniales; Saprolegniaceae.